UGUUGGUGGACCGAUUCAAAUUUUUAGACUGCACCGUCAAGAUCAAAUACUACUAUAUUCUAUAUAUCAAAUGGUCGAAAAGACAAGACUAUCCAAUAUCACUCACUGAUGGUGAUUUUACACCAAGCUCGUGUUCAUAACAUUAAUAUUUCCUUUCUCCUCACAAAUAUGUCUUCCAUUUCCUUCCCUUCCCUUCCUCUGCUAUCAUCUUAUUCUCUUUGUCCUUGGUCUUUAUUUUUUUUAUUUUUGGAAUCGAUCAAUUCCUUAGUCUCUAAUCUCUCUGUACGUUGACGUUGAGAAUUGAUCAACUAUAACAAAAUAGGAGUCACAGUAAGUAAAUAGAGAUAGAGAUAUGUCUAGUACUACUAGUUCAGAUGGUGCUAGUAGACGUCCGUUGCUAGAUGAUGAGUCCGUCGGCGGUGGAGGAGAGGAGAGGGUGUACUGGUGGAAGAAGGUGGUGGACGGGGAGGAGGCAAAGAAUCAGAUGUUGUUUUCGCUGCCCAUGAUCCUCACCAACGUAUGCUACUACUUCAUCCCUUUGGUGUCCGUCAUGUUCGCCGGCCACCUCGGAGACCUGCAGCUCGCCGCCGCCAACCUCGCCAACUCAUGGACCACCGUCACCGGCCUCUCUUUCAUGGUUGGCCUAAGUGGUGCACUUGAGACAUUAUGUGGGCAAGGAUAUGGUGCAAAACUAUAUAGGAUGAUGGGUAUAUAUCUACAGGCUUCUUGCAUCAUAUCUGUCUUUUUCUCUCUGAUCAUUUCCAUCUUCUGGCUCUACACAAAAUCCAUUCUCAUCUUACUCGGUCAAGAUCCCGAAAUAUCAGAAAUGGCUGGCCUCUAUAUGAAGUACCUUAUACCAGCAUUAUUUGCGUUUGGGUUUUUGCAUAAUCUGUUGAGGUUUCUACAGACACAAAGUGUUGUCAUGCCACUGGUUGUCUGCUCAUUGCUUCCGUUGAUCAUCCACUUCUGCAUCACCUAUGUUUUGGUUCAUCGGACAUCCCUGGGCUUCAAGGGAGCAGCAUUGGCAGUUUCAAUAUCAUUGUGGAUCGCGGUGUUUAUGCUGGCCAUAUACGUUCUUUGCGCCAAGAAAUUUGAGCAUACUUGGAAAGGUUUUUCGUUGGAGUCAUUUCAUCAUCUUCUUGCAUCUGCAAAAUUGGCUCUACCCUCUGCAGCAAUGGUAUGCUUGGAGUACUGGGCUUUUGAGAUUCUGGUAUUACUAGCAGGAUUGAUGCCGAACUCAGAAAUUACAACUUCAUUGAUUGCAAUGUGUGUAAACACACAAGCUACUGCAUACAUGAUCACUUAUGGUCUCAGCGCAGCUGCAAGCACGAGAGUGUCGAAUGAGUUAGGAGCAGGCAACCCCAGUCGAGCGAAGCAUGCCAUGGGUGUCACUCUCAAGCUCUCUAUCCUUCUUGCUCUUCUUGUUGUUUCGGCUCUAGGAUUUGGUCAUGAUAUAUGGGCUGGCUUCUUCAGUGACAGCUCCGUGAUAAUAAGGAAAUUUGCUUCGAUGACACCCCUGCUUGUAGUCUCGAUAAUAUUUGAUUCUGUGCAAGGUGUCUUGUCAGGGGUGGCCAGGGGAUGUGGUUGGCAGCACUUGGCUGUCUGCAUUAAUCUGGCAACAUUCUAUCUCGUAGGCAUGCCAAUUGCAGCUCUCCUCGGUUUUAAGUUCAAACUAUAUGCUAAGGGCUUGUGGAUAGGCUUGAUCUGUGGUCUCUCUUGCCAGACCGGCACUCUCUUGUUGCUUACAAUAUGCUCUAAUUGGAAAAAGAUAGAGCUUUCGGGGACCAGCAAUAAUAAAAACACAAUUCUGGUUUAACCAGAUGUUUUUCAAAUUGAGCCAUUAAUAACGAACAAUACUUGUCUAUUCACCGGUGAAAUGCAAUACAUGCGUCUGGUUUGAAUGCACCACUAUUGCUGCGAAUUUAUGGGCCGUUGAUGAAGGCGGCGUGUGGUUGGUUUUGGAAAUAAGCGGUAGAAGAUUCGGUACUCUCGGUUACCUUUGGCAUUUAAAAUUCAUAUGAACCAAAUAAAUAUACCUACAAAUAGAACGCGAAUCUAUGUUCAAACUGAUUUCAUUUAUGCUCUGCAUGAGAGUGAUUAAUUAGAUUGUUGGUAUUGGAAUUGGAAUGGUAGAAAUUUUAAAUUAAA
Molecule: messenger RNA, 2148 nt
Organism: Cornus florida
Lineage: Eukaryota; Viridiplantae; Streptophyta; Magnoliopsida; Cornales; Cornaceae
Product: protein DETOXIFICATION 19-like
Exons: 7
Coding region: 353-1816 (487 amino acids)
Biological process (GO): xenobiotic detoxification by transmembrane export across the plasma membrane
Cellular component (GO): membrane
Molecular function (GO): xenobiotic transmembrane transporter activity; antiporter activity
Source: RefSeq, a predicted model, not a curated record